AUGUUAUUGAAGCAUAUAUUAUUAACUACAUUCUUAGCAUCUUUUGUAGUUUCAGAAGCAACUACGAUAACUACUUCUGGAACAUUCAGACUCCAUACUACUGAUGCUUUGGAGAGUACCACCGGGGAAGACCAACCAACAACCAUCACCAUAUUAAGAGAUCCCCAAGAAACCCAUUCACAAGAAGAAGAUCAUGACCAUGAGGAUCACGAUCAUGAGGAAGAAGAGGACCAUGACCAUGAUCACGAGGAAGAAGAAGAGGGCCACGACCACAACCAUGAAGAAUUUUCAGUUACCGGGUGUCAUUUCCAUGACAAAGUUCAAUACUGUCUUGAUCCCGAUGGAGUAGAAGGACAAAUGGUCCCUGCUCCAACCGAUGAAAAAACUGCACCAACAAGUUAUUCAGGUUGUCAUGCUCAUGGUGAAGAGAUUUUCUGUAUAAACGAUGGUCAAGAAGUACAAUUCGUAACUGCAGGAACUACAACCGCAGAUACAACAAGCUCCUGUGGUAGGAAUUGUCAUUUUCAUGCUGGUGUUGAACAUUGUGUGGACGAUGAUGAAACAACAGGACUGUGUGAAAGGGUGGAUAGAGACUAUAAUAUCAAAUUAAGAAUUGGAUUGUUGUUUGUGGUUUUGGUAACUAGUGCAUUGGGUGUCUUUGGACCAAUGUUCUUAAAGUCAUUAUUUAACUUAUCAAUGGAAGGUAUUAUAAUUCUUAUGAUUAAACAAUUCGGUACUGGUGUUAUUAUAUCAACUGCGCUUGUUCAUCUUAUGACUCAUGCUGCAUUAAUGUGGAGCAAUUCUUGUCUUACACUCCAUUAUGAAGCUACUGGUACUGCACUUACCAUGGCGGGUUUAUUCGUUGCUUUUAUUGUUGAAUAUGUUGCCCAUCGUUUAUUAAUCGCUAGAGCAAACAAGCAAAAACAAAUCCAACCUGAAGAACCAACCAAAGACGAUACAAUUGCUGAUUUUACUUCUAUAAGCAGUGCUGAUCAAAGUUUGAUCUCUAUCCAUGGAAUUUCUUCCAAAGGUAAACUUUCUGUCAUGAUUAUGGAAUGUGGUAUCGUCUUCCAUUCGAUCUUGAUCGGGGUUGUAUUGGUGGUAGCUGGUGAUUCUUAUUUCAUUACCUUAUUCAUUGUGAUUGUUUUCCACCAAUUCUUCGAAGGAUUAGCACUUGGAUCCAGAAUCACUGAGAUGAAAAACACAUCCACAUUGACAAGAUUAAUCAUGGGAGCAAUUUUCGCAUUAAUCACCCCAAUUGGAAUGGCGAUCGGUAUUGGUACUUUGCAUACAUUCAAUGGAAACGAUCCUUCAACUUUGAUUGCAUUGGGAACUCUUGAUUCAUUCUCAGCUGGGGUCUUAUUAUGGACUGGGUUAAUUGAAAUGUGGUCACAAGAUUGGAUGCAUGGAUAUUUGUCCAAUGCUCCUAUUAUAAAGACUUUGCUUGCUAUGGCUUCUCUUAUGGGUGGUAUGAUAUUAAUGAGUGUUUUGGGUAAGUGGGCUUAA
This is a messenger RNA of Hemisphaericaspora subhashii, 1506 nucleotides long. RefSeq names its product Zrt1p (gene ZRT1). Gene Ontology annotation, molecular function: zinc ion transmembrane transporter activity. Gene Ontology annotation, cellular component: plasma membrane. Bases 1 to 1506 code for a protein of 501 amino acids. Lineage: Eukaryota; Fungi; Ascomycota; Pichiomycetes; Serinales; Debaryomycetaceae. The transcript has a single exon. Gene Ontology annotation, biological process: zinc ion transmembrane transport. The record is from RefSeq and is a predicted model, not a curated record.